Dermacentor albipictus is the source of this 1810-nucleotide messenger RNA. RefSeq lists its product as uncharacterized. The record is from RefSeq and is a predicted model, not a curated record. Lineage: Eukaryota; Metazoa; Arthropoda; Arachnida; Ixodida; Ixodidae.
UGGCGCCCUUCAGGCAAGAAGUCCGGAUAGCAGCAGCAUAAAUUUUCAUGUACGGAAGCCAUUUUCGCUACUUCUGGCCUGUGAUGAAUGCAACUCUUCAAUGGUGUCCUUUACGUUACCUGACGCUGUUCUCUCAGCCGAAAAAAUGGGUGCUUCCGCAGCCACUCCACAUUUUGUACCUGAGCAAGUUUUCACUAUCGUGCGGUUUGUUGGAGACAACCAGGUUGAGGCAGUCCCAACAUGUUGGCUGAAAAAUGGAAUGUGCUUUUGGCCAACUGGCUACUCUCCUUCUCGCCUCAAAAAAGCCAUUAUGCGCUGCGAAACGCCGGAUCGAACAUUUGAAAGACACAAGAUCAGGGUCAUUGGAACAGCAAGCACAUAUAAACGUGCCAGAGAAAAAGCUAUCGUCGGUGAGGACACUGAAAACAUUGCUUUUACUGAUGGGGAGAGAGGCCGAGGCAAACGAAGAUAUGCGCACAAAUACAUGGAAGUUUCAUGUUCCUGUAUGAGGUCACCUAGUUGCAACUCUGACGAUGAGGACAAUAAGCCACCAGAAACGGCUCCUAUUGGGACGUUCUGCGUGGAUAGCCCUGAAGAUUACAGCUCUGCACCACAGGCCAAACGUGUGACUGGGAGUAUGCAGAUUCCUGCUUCCCAAGAAACAACAAGGCCCACUGGGGAUAGCUACAUGUCUUCGGCUGACUGGUGCUCAGCAAUUGGAUCAUAUAAUAUGAGCCAUCAUUCUUCAGAAUUGCUGAGGCCAGCAUAUUACUACCAGAACCGCCACAUGCCUUCAAGAGUGCCUCAAAGACCGAUGUCUGUGCCAGAGCAGAGAUCACAGAGAUAUUCAAGCAACUCUGCUUCACAAGCUAAGAGCUGCCAGUGCGAAUCUGGAAAAAUUUGAAGUAAUGUGUAGGCCUGGCCACUUAUCUAGCAGGCCUACCUAGAGGGAACACUUCAAGGUCUGUGCAAGUGAGUGAAGAGCAAUUGCAUAUAUAUGCCAGCGGUGGUAUGUGGGCCAGUCUUUCUGGUGAAGCCAAGGCUUGUGCAUUCAAAAAAUUUCAACCAGCGGUGUAGUGCAGCAAUGUGUCUACUUCGACAAAAUGGAGAACCAGUGCAGAUAUCUGGCACUCCUGUCCAGGGCAGCAAGUGUGUCUACAUUGAAACCACUACCAGCGUGUACGGCUGUUCUAUUUCCAGCGGGACUGUAGAAUAUUCAGUAGUGUGCUCUCAAGCUCUUCAUCGGUGAAGCUCUGCCUGUACUGUAUGCCAAAUACUUUUGGACGUGAAAGUGGGGUGAACUGGUAAAUAUCGGUGGAGCUGUGCCUGGACUCUGUGGCAAAUAUUUUUGGAUGGGAAAGUGUGGGUGAACUGGCAAAGAUUUUGCUCUGGGAUACAUGUGUUAUACUUUUUUAGCAUUCAUACCGCUUCUUUUACUUUAGCAGACUGGAGAUGUGUGCAAUGUGUGACACGUCAGUGUACUAAUGUAUUCGUUGCAACUUUGUUUUUGCCAGAGUGGUACAUAUUUGCCUCUUGUACAGGGCUUUUUAGAUAAACCAAUUAGUGUUGAUUAUGAGCAUUGCUUCUGUUCUUACACAAAUGCAGCUUCCAGUGCAUUCCAGGUUAUUUCCAUGUUUAUGUAAGUUUCUAAUAUGAGGCUUGCACAUUCAUUUCUCAUGUUCUGGAGUGGCAAGAUUAUUUAUGCUGCAUUACUCAGUCUCAUCGUUCACUGUACUGCAGUAGUGAACUACUCCCCCGCUUAAGUAUUAUAUACUAAUUUCACUUUAGUGCUUUUUUGUUGCAUGGUUCU